CUCAUUGAAAGGCGUUCAACUGGAACUGCUGAACGUCAGCCUGGGAGUUUCCCUUCAGUGUGGCAGCAGACCACUUUCAAACCCAAAGGGAGCCCCCCGGCUCCUGUGGCACUGGCACUGACUGAGCCGAGCCGAGCCGCGCCCCCUCCGGUGCUGACCCCGGCCGCUGCGCCCUGCCCGCUGUCUGUGCUGCGAGUGGCUGCGCUCCCGCCGCGGGUAGGGCGGGCUGCUGCCGCCUCCUGUCCGUCAAAACCAUUUCCCUCACUCAGGGACAGCAAACCGAGCCGAGGCGAGCAGCUCCACACCAACUACUUUGCACUCGCCAACUAUGGACGCUUUAAAGUCGGCUGGCCGGGCGCUGAUUCGGAGCCCCAGUAUUAGCAGGCAGAGCUGGGGGAUGGCCAGGCACCAGAAACUGCCAGAAAACUGGACUGACACAAAAGAAUCCUUACAGGAAGGGAUGGUCUUCCACCUUAAAUACCUUGGUGUGACUGUAGUGGAUCAGCCAAAAGGAGAAGGGAUGGCAGCUGCAGCCAUUAGACGGAUAAUUACUGUGGCCAAAGCAAGUGGAAAGAAAUUCCUCAAAGUUACCCUAACUGUUUCACCUCGGGGGAUAAUGUUACAAGACACAAUAACCAAUGAACUCGUAGAAAAUGUCUCUAUCUACAGGAUAUCAUACUGCACUGCAGACAAGACUCAGGACAAGGUCUUUGCAUAUAUUGCUCAGAGUCAGCUAAAUGAGACUUUGGAAUGCCAUGCAUUUCUUUGUCCGAAGAAAAAAAUUGCACAAGCUGUGACCUUAACGGUUGCUCAGGCCUUCAGAAUUGCAUUUGAUCUUUGGGAAGUGGCACAAGAGGAAAAAUGUAAAAAGACACAUGAACAUUGUAAUGGACCUGAAACUGCAGCUUUUAAUGGAGCAACAGGACAUGUAGAAAAAGAUGUAGCCACAGCAAAUAGUCACAUAGUAAACCAAGUUCAGAAUCCAAUUAUCUCACCAACUGAUGUCCAUCUAGGCAUUACAAGGCAGAACAGUCCAUCUUGUGGGUCCCCUUUACAUGCACUCUCUUGGGAGGAGGAUGAUGGUCUUGAUGAUGCCUUCUCGAGACUUGCUGAGUCUCGAACAAACAUACAGUACAAGAAUGUCUCAGUAGAUCUUCAGGACCCUCUGGUAGAAGAUGCCCUCUUCCAAUCCCAGACUUAAGCAAAGCGUGUCCAUCAACUACAGACUUGGACAAAGAAGUUUUGUCACCACAUUACUUGGUUCAGGCAAAGCUUCCUCUCACUUCUUGAUUGAGAUGUCAUUCUAACCACAAUAACUUUGGCUUGAUUUUGGAACAUGCCGAGAGGAGAGAGCUGGAGAGCAACACGCUGCUUCUGUUUGGCUAAACACACUGGAAAAUCAACAUUUUUUCCUGCUUAUUCAUUUUUGAUGCUUUAACAAUAACCAGACCUUUACAAAGAGUAUUUAGAUUUGAACCAUGAUUUUCACAGAACAAUUGUUUUUUAUCUUAGUUAGGUAACCAUAUCUCUGUUGAUUGACACACAAGUAUCUUUAGAUAUAAACCUGCUAAGAAAGGGAAGAAGGAUGGGAGCAGUGAUUUCAUAUAUAAACAUAAUGUGUUAUUACCUUUGGAAUUGGCACAUUGCACAGAAGCACACAGGAGAGCAUUGCAUUGCAGAGUACUCAAACAUAAGUGGAAGUCUCCAAAUAAGUUUGCCUACUUAUUGUCACCAUUCAAUGUUUCCAUAGAUGGUGGUGGAAAAAAUAAAGCAUUACUUGGCAAGCUUAUUCUGACCAUUUCUCCUUGAGUACUGCCGCAGGUGGCACAGAAUUUCAGAUAUAUUGAAUUUGCUGAAGUACAAAUUAGGUUUCUUUCAGAAAUAAUGUUAUGGGAUAUAGAAUAUGCAUAAUUUGAGAAGUGACAGGUGGUAAGUAUAGUGUGCUUGAGAAGAAGGAGGUUAAUUUAGACGAAUGGUUUCCAAAGCCUCCAUAGAUUUUUUUUUGUCAUUUCUGGACCUGUUGUACACUAAUUAACAGAGAUUGUUUGCUAUGAUUAGUGACUGCCCUUGAAAUCAGGGCUGCAUUUGACCGAUUGUGGCGUCAAGGAGCCCUAGCAAUAAUGGAGUUAAUGGGUAUCGGGGAGGAAAAACUCUCCGCUGGUUGGAGUCAUACUUGGCACAAAGGAAGAUGGUUGUGGUUGUUGGAGAUCAGUCAUCUCAGUUCCAGGGCAUCACUGCAGGAGUUCCUCAGGGUAGU
This is a messenger RNA of Carcharodon carcharias (great white shark), 2257 nucleotides long. Its product is annotated as low density lipoprotein receptor adapter protein 1-like. Lineage: Eukaryota; Metazoa; Chordata; Chondrichthyes; Lamniformes; Lamnidae. Bases 329 to 1201 code for a protein of 290 amino acids. The record is from RefSeq and is a predicted model, not a curated record. The transcript is spliced from 9 exons.